Messenger RNA from Arabidopsis arenosa, 1753 nucleotides. NCBI's taxonomy places the organism in Eukaryota, Viridiplantae, Streptophyta, Magnoliopsida, Brassicales, Brassicaceae. The record is from the annotation of a GenBank genome assembly.
CCUUGUGCAGAAGAAGAGAAUGGGUUCUAAGUUUAAUAUCGGCUCCUUAAGCAUAGUAAUGACUCUGCUUCUCUGCUUCUUAUUAUUAUCUUUAACUCCAAAACUUGAGGCCGAGCUCGCAAAGGUCGAACAUGCUCCAAACCCCGAUGGCUCAGUCAGUUUUCUGGUGAUUGGAGAUUGGGGUAGGCGUGGACUCUAUAACCAAUCCCAAGUUGCCCUCCAGAUGGGGAGAAUCGGGGAGGAGAUGGAUAUCGAUUUUGUGGUAUCGACGGGUGAUAACAUCUACGAUAACGGGAUGAAAAGCAUCGAUGAUCCCGCCUUUCAACUCUCCUUUAGUAAUAUCUACACUUCUCCUAGCCUGCAAAAGCCUUGGUACCUUGUAUUGGGGAAUCACGACUAUAGAGGAGAUGUUGAGGCACAAUUGAGUCCUAUCCUCAGAUCUAUGGACAGCCGUUGGAUUUGCAUGAGAUCCUUCAUCGUUGACGCUGAGAUCGCAGAGCUCUUCUUUGUCGACACAACUCCUUUUGUAGAUGCUUAUUUCCUCAAUCCACAAGACCAAACUUACGACUGGAGCGGCGUAUCACCGCGAGAAUCCUAUCUUCAGACCAUCUUAACGGAGUUGGAGAUGGGUCUAAGAGAAUCAAGAGCAAAAUGGAAAAUUGUGGUGGGUCACCAUGCUAUAAAGAGUGCUUCCAUUCAUGGGAAUACCAAAGAGCUUGAAUCUCUCCUCUUACCUAUCCUCGAGGCGAAUAAAGUCGAUCUCUAUAUGAAUGGUCAUGAUCAUUGCUUGCAACAUAUAAGCACAUCUCAAAGUCCAAUUCAGUUUCUAACGAGUGGUGGUGGGUCAAAGGCAUGGAGAGGCUAUUACAAUUGGACAACACCAGAGGAUAUGAAAUUUUUCUACGAUGGACAAGGAGUUUCGAUUUUGGGGAAGAGUCGUAGAGAUGUCUUUGCGAAAGCUUCGAUUAAAAUGGCGGAAUCGAAUUCGAUACCUUCCGUUGUUGUCAAUUCCUCUAAGCAGAAUGGUCCUAUCAUCGUGAUUGAUAAUUACGACAGCUUCACUUACAAUCUCUGCCAGUAUAUGGGAGAGCUAGGAUGCCAUUUUGAAGUUUACCGCAAUGAUGAACUUACAGUAGAAGAGCUGAAAAAAAAAAAUCCAAGAGGGGUGUUGAUUUCUCCUGGGCCUGGUACCCCUCAAGACUCUGGGAUUUCCUUGCAAACUGUUUUGGAACUGGGACCUCGUGUUCCUUUAUUUGGAGUAUGUAUGGGUUUGCAGUGUAUAGGAGAAGCAUUUGGAGGAAAGAUUGUGCGGUCACCAUUUGGUGUUAUGCAUGGGAAGAGCUCAAUGGUUUACUAUGAUGAGAAAGGAGAAGAAGGCUUGUUCUCUGGAUUAUCCAACCCUUUCCUUGUAGGUAGAUAUCACAGCCUCGUGAUCGAAAAAGAUUCAUUUCCUAGUGGUGAACUCGAGGUUACAGCAUGGACAGAAGAUGGUCUGGUUAUGGCUGCCCGGCACAGGAAGUACAAGCAUAUACAGGGAGUUCAAUUUCAUCCGGAGAGUAUUAUAACAACCGAAGGCAAGACAAUUGUCCGCAAUUUCAUCAAACUCGUAGAGAAAAAGGAAUCUGAGAAGCUGACAUAGACUAGCCUGAAUGAGAAAAUCAGCUGUGUUUGAUUAGUGCAUCCCUGUAAUAAUGUUUUGCCAAUGCAAAAUGUCAUCUUCCCAUUGUUUCUUUAAUAAAUAUUCGAUUCGUUC